CGAUAGCUGAUUGUAUAAGCAUGCAGUAAAUGUUUGCAGGCGGAAUAGUAGUGAGACGAAAUUAACAAUUAACGAUGGAAAAACUAGUGUGUUCCACCAUGAGAAUCGUGCAGAUGCAGAUGCCUCAGGCUGCCACAACUGGCGCUCGAAUGCUGGUGCCAGGUCUGCAGAAUACGCUUCAGAUGCAGCAGGUGCGCCAUCGCCAGACGAAGCACUGGAAGCCCGAGUUUAAGCGACUGCGCCGACAAAAAUUCAUCAAAAUUGAGCUACCCAAUUUGCAACAGAAGCCACAAGAUAUGAGCAAAGAGGAAAUGCGCAGCCGGAUGAAGGAACGCGGUGUGUUUCCGCCACGUCCAUGGAUGGAGCGUCCGUUCCACAUCAGUUGCACGGGCGGCAUAUUCGAGCCAUAUGUGCCUCCUGAGGGCGAUGGCAAAAAGUCCAUUAUAACAACGUCCGGGGCCAAGCAAAAAUUUGAAUUUCUCGAAAAGAAAUCGAAAAGCAUGCUGGCAGUGCGGAAAAUUCGCUCGUAUGAGGAGAGUUUUAGCAGCGACGAAUUUGGCUCCUACGCCCAAGACAUCUAUAUAUCUGCACACACGCAUAUGGCGGCCAAGGAGAAGUACAAAAUACGUGAAUUCGUCACUGAACGCUGUUAUCCAGAGAUGAUGCACAAUGUCAAGGACAAGACCAUUCACUGGCGUUUUCUGCAGUCGCUGGAACCACCUCGCCUCGUCCAUGCGCGUUGCACAGAAGUCAUAACCAAAGAGAACCAGUUUGCCCAGAUCACCGUGCGCUUUCACACACAACAAAUGCUGGCCAUUUACGAUCGCUUUGGCCGCCUAAUGCACGGCAGUGAGAUUCUUACCAAGGAUGUGCUGGAGUACGUUGUCUUUGAGAAGCACAUUUCCAAUGAGUACGGCCAAUGGCGAUUGCAUGACAAGAUCAUUCCCGAAUGGCUGCCGGCCAAGCAGCCGGCGCCCAUCACGUAUCGCAUCACAGACGACGUUGUCGAGGAGACCCCGCCCAAUCAGAUUAAUGCCGGUGAGCAGGCAAAGCAAUUAGAGCCCGGCAGCAGUCAGCAGCAAAAGGAUCAGGUUAAUAUGGCGACAACCACCGUAUCACCGACGGUCGAGCAAAUCUCCAAACCCACAUUGGCCAUUUGAUUGUACUUUUUGUGGGCUGCCUGGCGGCUCAGAAGAUUACACGUUAACGUUGUUCAAUGAUGUUGAGGAUAAGGAACCAAACCACUUGCAAACAUAUAUAUUUUAAACACA
This is a messenger RNA of Drosophila grimshawi, 1271 nucleotides long. It is a transcript of the gene mRpL45, whose product is annotated as probable 39S ribosomal protein L45, mitochondrial. NCBI's taxonomy places the organism in Eukaryota, Metazoa, Arthropoda, Insecta, Diptera, Drosophilidae. Gene Ontology annotation, cellular component: mitochondrion. The transcript has 2 exons. Bases 75 to 1160 code for a protein of 361 amino acids. The record is from RefSeq and is a predicted model, not a curated record.